This is a messenger RNA of Gastrolobium bilobum, 1275 nucleotides long. RefSeq lists its product as uncharacterized. The transcript has a single exon. The coding region runs from base 1 to 1275 and encodes 424 amino acids. Gene Ontology annotation, molecular function: nucleic acid binding; RNA-DNA hybrid ribonuclease activity. Lineage: Eukaryota; Viridiplantae; Streptophyta; Magnoliopsida; Fabales; Fabaceae. The record is from RefSeq and is a predicted model, not a curated record.
AUGUUGUAUUUGUACCUUGCCGUAGGAACAGAGGCAGUCAGCGCAGCUCUCGUCAAAGAAUCACAAGAAGGACAAAAGCCUGUCUAUUUUAUUAGCAAAUUUUUACAAGACGCUGAGCUUCGGUACCAACAGGUUGAAAAGGUGGCGUUAACACUCAUCUUUGCUGCAAGGCGGUUAAGGCCAUAUUUCCAGUGUCAUCCAAUCACUGUCAGAACAAAUCAGCCAAUCCGCCAAAUUUUGCAUAAGCCAGAUCUAGCUGGAAGAAUGAUGUCCUGGGCGAUAGAACUGUCGGAGUACCAGAUCGCCUACGAACCAAGAAUUGCCAUUAAGGCUCAAGCUUUGACAGACUUCAUCGCUGAAAUAACGCAAAGCCCUCCCCUUGAGAAUCAGGCAACAGAAACGCCUUCAUCUGGAAUCUGGAAGUUAUAUGUUGACGGCUCUUCAAACGCCAAAGCAUCGGGCGCUGGGAUGAUAGUUGAAAACCCAGACGGUGUAGCACUCGAACACUCUUUGUCUUUUGACUUCAACGCCACAAAUAACCAAGCGGAAUACGAAGCCAUGAUAGUCGGUCUGCUCCAAGCAAAAGAAAUGGGCGCCAGACGCCUCAAAGUCUUCACAGACUCCCAGCUGGUAACCUUUCAAAUCUCAGGCGAAUACCAAACUAAAGGACCGCUAAUGUGCAGGUACCUAGAAAAGGUCAAAGAAUUAAUUGGAAGUUUUGAAGCCGUUGAAGUGGAGCAUAUAAGACGAGCUGAAAAUACCCGGGCAGAUAUCCUCGCCAAAUUGGCGAGCACCAAAAGCCCAGGAAACAACCGAUCAAUAAUCCAGCAUAACAUGCCAAGCCCAUGCAUUGUGAUGAGUAUUUCAAACCCGCCAGAGGAGGUAGCUGAAGAAACCUGGACAACGGCAAUCAUCAACUACUUGGCGGAGGGAGUUUUGCCCCAAGAUAAAAAAGAAGGCCAAAAGAUAAUACAGCGAUGCGCGCAUUUCUGCCUAAUGAAAGGGCGGUUGUAUAAACGGGGGUUCUCAACCCCACUCUUGAAAUGUUUGGUCCCUGACGACGUUCAAUACGUGAUUGAAGAAAUUCAUGAAGGUAUUAACGGCCACCACUUAGGCGAUCACUCACUGGUAAAGAAAGCGUUAAGAGCAGGGUUUUACUGGCCAACCAUGGAGCAUGACGCCCACGAACAUGUCAAGAAAUGCGAAAAAUGCCAAAGAUUUGUUGAUAUACACAGAGCACCACCAGAAGAGUUGACGUCAAUCACAUCACCAUAG